AUGGCGGUCAACUCGUCCUCGUUUCUGCCCUCGUCCGGCAACACAGGCACUGGAAGCAGCAACAGCAACAACAUCCCCAAAACUCCAAAGUCCCCUGGUCGCUCGCGUUUCUCCAAAGCCUUGCCUGCGCCACCCCCCGUCUUAGAGAAGCUGCUUCCUAUGCGCUCUGCGUCGCGGCCCUCAACAUCUGCAGACGAAACACCGUCUCUUCCUCCUCUGCCUCCGCCGUCGUCCGCCGUCCUCUCUUCGCCCAGCUCCUCUUAUAUCCCCAUGGCCGCCUCACCUGUCACUACAUCACCACCCUCGGCAACUGUCCUAUCUGUUCCGCCACCGCCGCCCAAGUCGUCUGCCCGUACGGCACCAGGAACCAUAUCUUCCAUGCGGGCGCCCUCACUCUCCCUCUUCCCACAACAGGCACCUCCUCCUCUGCCGGAAAAGAAGUCUGCUCCGUUACCUAGCACGGGCCCUGCGCCUGCAGCGAUCCAGUCCCAGCCGCUGCCUCAAAUACCACUUCAAUCUCAGCCUCCGCAACCUGCCCCCUCGGCCCGCGGUGCAAUCCGCCGGAGACCCGUGGCCAGCUCGGUCUCUGUAGCCAGCUCCGACUCAAACCGGUCUUUAGUACCGUCUGCGUCUCCGCCGCCACAGCCGCAGCCGCCGCAAGAACCCACGCCAGCCGCCGCCGCCGCACCGCUGACCUCCUUGUCCGUAUUGCCCCGGCUGCCGGACCUGCCGAGCUUCAACAGCUUCUCGAGUCUCCACGAGCUGCCCGCCGCUCCCGUUUCUCGAAGCGUACUACCAGAGCUGGCAGAGCUUCCGUCGGCGACAGUCGACAUAGACGCGAGCUCGAGCUCCGAGACUCAGUCGCAAACCAAGACGCUGCGGGCUCCAUCACCUCCUCCUCUCACCACCCAGGAGGAGGAAAAGAAGCAGGAACAGAAGCUAGAGCAAGAACAGGAGCAGGAGCCGUCUUCUUCUCGCGUAGCCUCCAUUUCGAGUAUCUUAUCGGCGUACUCAGAAAAUUCCUCGCCCGUACUUGCCGGUCUCUCAUCGUCCAACUCGGAAGCCACAAUCAGCACAAACACCUCAUCAGUCAUGGCUGCUGCGGCAUCAUCCCCACUGCGGCCGCUGCCCAGCGACAAGGGCCAGCAGGUGUUUCUCGAUGUUCGCCAACCGAGUUCGCCGUCGAAGCUGGACGAAUCUGUCCACACACCAUUGUCGUAUCUGCUGGAUGGCGAUUAUGUAGAUGACGACCAGGUAGAAGAUGCCGCAUCAAUGCCGGACGAGAAGGCGACGACAAACGGUGUCAGCCAAAACAGCACAAACACAAACAGUGACGAGUACGACCCGUACUCGGACGCCUAUUAUAGCUACCGCCCGCCUCUGCCCAAAGCGCAAAAAAAGAACGACACAAGCAACGCCACCACUGCUAGUGCUACCAGUCUCCAAAUUAAUGGGACGACAGAGGCGACAAAACCGGCUCCCAAUUCACUUGUGCCGCCUGCCCCAAUCAGCAAAACUGAAGCCGUCCUGCCACCACGAUCAACGUCGUUGCGCCACCCGCCACCGGAUGUCCUAUCAAAAACGGUCACGACAGAAGGAUCCAAGUUGGACGAUGACUCGCUGCCACCACUGCCGACGCUUCCCCAUCAUUCGUCGACACCCUCCACGGAAAUUUGGAAGCGCCGCUCGGAAAAGGCAGAGACCAAUCUAUCGGUGACUGAGCUGAAUCUGAAAGCAACGCCAGCUCUGCAAAGCACCGUUGCGGUCGCUGUCGCUGCAGACGCCAAAAGUAGUAAAAAUAAAUCUGGCAUCCUCCAGCCGCAGAAGCAACUACAACCACAACCACAACCACGACCACAACAGCAACAGCAACAGCAACAAUUACAAGCACACACCCUGCAAAACCCACAAAACUUGCAAAAGGAACUGCCGCGUCUCACACCAGCCAACGAUGCUAGCCACCUUGCUUCCGCACAACCCCUGCCCCCGCCCCAGUCUCCUCUACCACCGCCGCCCACUCGCUCUGCGCUCAACCAGCUUCAACCACCCAAAUCGCCGCUUGUCGGUGGUUCCAAUGCAAACGGUGCCUCGCCCUCCUUGGUAGCGCCGUCGCCGCGACUCGGUCUGCCGGGUCGCGAUAUCCGACCCUCUCGCCAGGCCAGCCCGGCCGUGACACCGACGACUGUAUCGCAAACGCAACUGGAAGCCGACGCGGCGGCGCCCACCAUGGGAUCCUCUCUCGCCAAAUUCGAGAACAAGGUGGAAUCGACCUUCAAACGCAAGCCUGCACCAGCCAUAUCUGUUCCCUCGGCACCGGCCGCCAAAGAGCUGCCGCCACCACCGCCUCCAUCGUUCCAGCGCCCGCCAACGCCCGAGUACGACGAUGAGGACAAGUUCAAAGACAACAGCAAAGAUGGCACGUCGACCGCUCAGUCCGCCAUAGGCACAGUAGGUGCCUCGAGCAGCUCCACAACUGUCGUGAACGUACCUGUAUCACCGGCCGCGUCACCGGCUGCGUCACCGGCGGGAUCGAUGUCGUCCGCUUCAGCCCAGCAGCAGCAGCAGCGACAGCAGCGACAGCAGCGACAGCAACCAUCGCCUUCUGUAAACAGCGGUCUCGUUGGCCGGGAGAUCCGGCCGGUCAAGAGCGUCGCCCGCCUGGCAGACUCUCCGGACCAGCUACAACAACCACAACAACCACAACAGCAACCUCAACCCCGGUUUACGCCCCGCACCUCGUCGCGAAACGUUUCGAUUUCGACAAUUCCUGGUGCGCUCGCUGGACCGUUGCCUCCGGCCAAAGAAAUACCGGCGCCUCUGGCGCCUGUGUCUGAGCGACCACAUGCCGACUCGGCCGUGUCCUUUGUCAGUGAAUCGGGCAGCCAGGUGACCAUCAAGGCGGUCGCACAGAAGCAGCUCCCCUCACCAGAGUCUACCGAGACCAGCGAGGAUCUGUCAGCAGCUGCGUCGACGCGGCCAGACUCGUCGGAGUCCGCCGACCAUCCCCUCGCUCCGGGCAUGCCUCCACUGUUCCCAACGGGCUACAUGACCGAUGUCAUCACUCCCGAUACCGUCUUUGCGGCGCCGCCACCGUCCAAGAUCCAGUUCCAAUGCCUGCAGGGCCACCGCGACAUGUUCCGUGACCGUAACGUCAACUACCCAUUGAGCUGCCAGACGUGCCAAACGUUUGAGCGCUCGAUGCGCUGGCGGUGCAAGUGGUGCUAUCUGCGCGUCUGCUCAGGGUGCCGGGAUGUGUUGCACACGCACGCCAAGCACGACCUGGCACAGCUUCUAACCUACCUGGCAGAAGGGGGCGGCAAGGAGACUGUCGGUGUGGAUGGUCACGACUUAGAUGGCAGGCCAGUUGUCCACUCCAUCUCGUCUGCUGCUGAGCUCCCAGUCAUUCAGGAAGCAUAA
Molecule: messenger RNA, 3417 nt
Organism: Sporothrix brasiliensis 5110
Lineage: Eukaryota; Fungi; Ascomycota; Sordariomycetes; Ophiostomatales; Ophiostomataceae
Exons: 1
Coding region: 1-3417 (1138 amino acids)
Source: RefSeq, a predicted model, not a curated record